Molecule: messenger RNA, 13453 nt
Organism: Meloidogyne enterolobii
Lineage: Eukaryota; Metazoa; Nematoda; Chromadorea; Rhabditida; Meloidogynidae
Source: the annotation of a GenBank genome assembly
UUUUUUUAAAAUGACUACAGCUGAUCAAUUAGCUGAAGAACUUGAACCGAAUACGUCUGCACGGGAUCAUGACGAGUCUGCAGAAUUUCAAGAACCGAAUGAAUUUAUUGAAAAUCUCCAAAAAGACCUUACCAAAUGGAUGCAGGGAUUUCGCCAUUUCAAACGUUUAUUUGAUCGUGAUCAGUCCAAAUUGUCUCCAAUAGAAAAGUCUUUAAAUGAAUUACAAGUGGCAUUGCGACACUUGGAACAAAACAUUGAAAUACCAGAGUUGUGCCUUCAGAUCAACCCUCACAUUCAACAAAUUGUGGAUGCUGCCAAAUCUCAAAAUCGAAAACCCAAACCAGAAGAUCUUGGAGAACUUGGACAAGACCCCGAAUUUUUGGGCUCUCUUUCAAAAGGUGUUUUAGAGUGGAUAAAAGCGAUUCAAAAAGUCACAAAUAUGGAUCGAGAUCCAUCAUCUGGUACUGCAUUACAAGAAGCAACUUUUUGGAUUAAUUUGGAGAAGGCUCUUGUUAAAAUUACAGCAUUACACGAUUCUGUUGAAGUUAUUACUACUCUUGAUGUGUUAAAGGCAGGAAAACGUUUUCAUGUUACGACUUCUUUUGAAUCUGAUACUGGUUUAAAAGAAAAAUUGACAACUGCAAUCGAUUAUAAUGUUUUGAUGAAGGAUUUGCCGUUAAGUGAACUUUUGGGUGCUUCUGAUUUGGAUUCUUUACGUCAGGCAGUUUUAAACAUCUUCAAUGUCUUCAAGAAAUUACGCAAUACAAAAUAUCCUGUUAAACGUGCAAUGCAAUUUUUCAAUACAAUUUCUGCAGAUCUUUGUGAACAGAUGAUUCAGAUUCUCAAACCUCGUUUACUUAUGCAUGCUCCUAUUUCUGAACUUGACGAAGUUAUGGCUGUGUGUUCGAAGAUUUGGUUUCAAUGGGAUGAGGAAUCUGACAAAAUUCAAGGAAUGUUCCGUGAUAUUGCAAAGCGUCAACGUUCUGAUGUUAAAUUUCAGCACCGAACUCAAUAUCGUCACAAAGAUUUAGAGAAUAGAUUGAAUGAACUUAACACUUUUCGACGACAGCACGAACAGUUAAGCAAUGUUAUUUCUCGUGUUUUACGUUUUAAAGGAGCAAAUUCACUUGGGAAUAUUACUGGAAAACAAACAAAUCCCGAGAAGGAGGUUAUCAAGGCAUAUGAGGCUAUUAAGGAAGUUAAUUAUCUUGAUUUGAGUCAUUCUGGUCAGCAAGCUUGGCAGAGUUCUAUGCAAUAUUACAAAAAUCAUAUCGUUGGAAUUGAAACUCAGUUAGCCUCACAUCUUCGUGAUCAACUUGGAAGCUGUAAAAGUGCGGAUGAUAUGUUUUCAAUCUUUUCUCGUUACAAUGCUCUUUUUGUUCGUCCUCAUAUUCAAACUGCUAUUAGAGAAUAUCAAGCUGUUUUAAUUGAUCGUGUUCGUGAAGAUAUUCGUAUUCUCCAAGAAACUAUUAUUGACCCAAAAAAGAUGGAAUUGGCAAUUUUUGUUGUGGAGGGAUAUGAUAUACCUGAAUUUUCUGCUAAAGUUAUGUGGCUUCGUCAAAAUGAGUUGCAGCUUAAUAUGAAUAUGCAAAGAAUUGCUGAUGUUUUGGGAACACAAUGGGUUAAUCAUCUUGAAGGAAAAGAAUUGAAGCGGGAAUGUGAUUUAUUGAAAAAACAACUUGAUACUUCAGUAAUGUUUAAAGAAUGGUCUGAUAAAGUUUUGACAAAAUGCAAAACAACCAAUGACAAACUUUUUUGUGUUGAAAAACAACAACGUGAUGGGAAAGUUAUUUGUCGUCUUCGUGUUAAUUAUUCUGCUGAUUCUAUUCGUAUUGCUAAAGAAGUAAGAAAUUUAAAAAACAUGGGCUUUCGCAUUCCUUUCAAAAUUAUGAGUUAUUCUGUUGGAAUCAGUCAAUAUAAUCCUUAUGCAAUUUCAUUAAUGGAAUCUGUUCGGCUUUAUGAAUCAACAAAUGAAAUUAUUUCAACUCGUCCUUCUGUUGAAAAUUUGGUUGCGGGUCAUAGACUUAUAAUACAUGAUUUGCUUUGCGAGGGUUACAAAACUGAUUGGAGCAAUUUUAAACUUGAGUCAUAUGUUUGUAAAUUUGGGGAGGCUGUAAACAACUUCCUCGAAAAAGUAACAGAUUUGAUUGAAUAUCUUGAUAAGAUCGAUGUUGAACUAUCCGCAUUGGAUAAAUGCCAUUACAAUGAAGAAACAAUUUCGCAAAUUAUUGGAGCUAUUCAAAAAUCUAUUGAUCAAAUGGCUUUAAAUGAUUAUUCUAAUUUGCAUAAGUGGAUUGAAGAACUUGAUAAAACUUUGGAAGCUAAGCUUGCUCGUCGAUUAGAAGAAGCAAUUCAUGUUUGGACAUUAGUUUUGCAACAAAAUCGUGAUGAAUUGGAAGAUGAGAGGGAAGCUAACAUUUUACCCAAAAUAAAUACAAUAACUUUGGAGAUUCGUAUUGUCUCUCAAUUUAUUACUGUUGUUCCGUCUCUUGAGAAGGCUAAAUCUGAUCUUUUUGACCAAUUUUAUCACUGGCAUUCAAUAAUAACUGCACAACCAAGAAUUUCUUCUUCUCGUUUUCAAACACUUCAACAAAAUCAAGAGUUUUCCACUUAUAAAUGUGUUCUCUUAAAACUUCCAAAAAAGCAACAAAGACUUUUUGAGGCAUACAAGGCAAUCGAUGAUGUUCUUCUUAAAACAAAUGACUAUGUUAAUCAUUGGACUCGUUAUCAAGCUCUUUGGGACCUGCAACAAGAUAUUCUUUUUGAAAGGCUUGGAUCUGAGUUAACUAAUUGGAUGAAAGUGAUUUUGGAAAUCAAAAAGUCUCGUUCUAUGGUUGAUUCGCCAGAAUCCCAGCAUAAAAUAUUCCCUUUCUCUGUUGAUUAUUCUCGUGUUCAGUCAAAAAUCGCUAUGAAAUAUGAUUAUUGGCAAAAAGAAGUUCUGUCUAAAUUUGGAAAUUUUUUGGGUUUGUUUUCAUCUUUUUAUUUGUUUUAUAAAUACUGUAAUUUAGGAACUUCUAUGCAAGACUUUUUUGCUUAUAUCUCUACUGCACGUUCUGAGCUCGAAUCCCAAAGUAUUGAUUCAACUAAUACAAGUGACACUGUUGCUCUUAUUACUCAAGUACAAAAUUUGAAAAAGCAUAUUAUUCCCUUCAAAGAGAAAGUAAGCAGUUAUUGUACAGGCCAAAAACUUUUAAACAAUCAUCGUUUUACAUUUCCUCCGUCUUGGCUUUAUGCUGAAAAUGUUGAAGGUGAGUGGUCAGCAUUAAUGGAUGUUUUGGAAAGGAAGGAUACUGCGAUUCAAACACAGAUUACAAAUCUUCAAACAAGAAUUCAUGAAGAGGAUAAACUUUUAGAAAAACACAUUAAUGAUCUUAUUAAUGAAUGGAAUAAAUCUAGACCUGUAAAAGGAGCAAUUCGUCCUAAAGAUGCGUUGGCCAUUUUGACUAAUUUCGAAGAUAAGUUUAAACGACUUAAAGAUGAACAAGAAAAUAUUGUGAAGGCCAAAAAUGCGUUGGAGAUUAGUGAAUCUGUUGUUAGUAUAAACCAACAAUCAGCUUCAAAAUUGGAGCUUGCAAUUGAGGAACUUGAGGAUUUAUCAUGCGUUUGGAAAUCUUUAUUGCCUAUCUACAAUAAUUUGGACGAAUUAAAGGAAAUUCCCUGGCUUUCUAUUCAACCUAGAAAAUUACGUCAAAAUUUGGAGGAACAACUUGGUAAACUUAGAAAUCUUCCCUCUCACUAUAAACAAUAUGAUGCAUAUGCUCAUGUUAAAGGUCUUUUGCAGAAUUACUUGAAGAUGAACCUUCUUAUUAUGGAGUUAAAAUCUGAGGCUUUAAAGGAUCGUCAUUGGAGAAGUAAUUUUUCUUUUUUUAUAUGUUUUAAAUUGUUUUUAUUAUUUUUAGCAUUAAUGAAGGAGAUGGGCGUUAAUUGGGUUCUUUCCGAAUUAACAUUGGGAAAAGUUUGGAGCGUUGAUCUUCAGAGACAUGAACAUGCUGUACGUGAGGUCCUACUCACAGCUCAAGGAGAACUUGCACUAGAAGAAUUUAUUAGACAAGUUAAAGACUAUUGGACUGAUUAUACUCUUGAUUUGGUUGGUUAUCAGCAAAAGACUAGAUUAAUUCGUGGAUGGGAUGAUUUAUUCAACAAAUUGAAAGAACACAUGAAUAGUUUAAAUCAAAUGAAACUGUCUUCCUACUACAAACAAUUUGAGGAGGAUGCUUUAUCUUGGGAGGAUAAACUUAAUAGAAUUAAUGCUUUAUUUGAUGUUUGGAUUGAUGUACAAAGAAGAUGGGUUUAUUUGGAAGGUCUUUUUACUGGAUCGGCGGAUAUUGCUCAUUUGCUUCCAUCCGAAACUAGUCGAUUCAAUCAAGUCUCAACAGAAUUUCUUGGCCUAAUGCGAAAGGUUUCACAAUCCCCACGUAUUCUCGAAGUUGUUCAUAUACAAGGAGCUCAAAAAAUACUUGAACGUUUGGCAGAUUUACUUUCAAAAAUACAAAAAGCACUUGGUGAAUAUUUGGAACGUGAAAGAAAUUCUUUUCCUCGAUUUUAUUUUGUUGGCGAUGAAGAUUUAUUAGAAAUUCUGGGCAAUUCAAAGGAUUUAGUCCGCGUACAAAAGCAUUUCAAAAAGAUGUUUUCAGGAAUUGUGGCAGUUGAACAUGAUACAGAAAAGAAUUUGAUAAAAGCAAUUUCUUCUCGAGAAGGUGAAACUGUUUUGCUUACUACUCCAAUUGAUUUGAUUAAAAAUUCCAAAAUUAAUGACUGGCUUCGAUUGAUGGAGCGUGAAAUGCAAGCUACACUUGCAGAAAUGCUUUCUAUUUCUUUAAAUAAAUUUUUCGUAUAUGAUGUUCAAAAAAUAAAGAUGGAAGAAUACAUUAAUUGGAUUGAAGAAUAUCCGUCACAAAUCGUUAAUCUUGCAAUGGAUGUUUGGUGGACGAACGCCAUUGAAAUGUGUUUAAAAAAUGGUGAAAAUUUGUCUAAAGUUGCUGGUUUAGUUGAGAAAUUACUUUCUUUGUUAUCUAAUAGCGUUCUCUGUGAUCAACCUCGUAUUACAAGAUUGAAAAUUAUAAAUUUGAUUACUGCAUUUAUUCACAAGAAGGGAAUUAUAAGGGAUCUUCUUAAAAAUGAGGUCAAAACACUUAAUGAUUACAACUGGUUAAAGAAUUUGCGUGUUUACUUCGAAGCAAAUACAAAAAAAUGUGUUAUAAAAAUGUCGAAUGCUGUCUUCUAUUAUGGAUUUGAAUAUUUGGGAAUUCAAGAAAAACUUGUUCAAACUCCUUUAACUGACCGUUGCUAUCUUACCAUGACUCAAGCAUUGCAUUUUCGAUUUGGAGGUAGCCCGUUUGGACCGGCUGGUACUGGAAAAACUGAAUCGGUCAAAGCGCUUGGUCAUCAGCUUGGAUGUUUUGUUCUUGCUGUUGGUCGUAUUCUUGUUGGGCUUUGCCAAGUUGGUGCUUGGGGUUGUUUUGACGAGUUUAAUCGAUUGGAGGAACGCAUGCUUUCUGCAGUCUCUCAACAGAUCCAAGCAAUUCAAGAAACUAUAAGGAAUGGUGGUAACAUGAAGGUCGAUCUUAUUGGAAAGAAUUUAACCGUCAAUGAAAACAUGGCUAUUUUUAUCACUAUGAAUCCUGGAUAUUCUGGUCGUUCAAAUCUCCCAGAUAAUUUGAAGCAGCUUUUCCGUUCAUUUGCAAUGACUGCUCCUGACAGUGGGCUUAUUGCUGAAGUUAUGCUUUCAUCACAAGGAUUCCAAUCUGCGGAAAUUCUUUCAAACAAAAUUGUUCUCUUAUUUACUCUUUGCAAAGAACAACUUUCCAGCCAAUGCCACUAUGAUUUUGGCCUUCGUGCACUGAAAAAUGUUUUGGUUUCUGCUGGAAACAUUAAGCGUGAAGCAAUACAAAAUACUAAUGAAAGCAAUAUGGAAGCCGAUGUUUCUUCCUUGCAAAUUUCUGAGCAGCAAAUUCUUAUUCAAUCUGUUUGUGAAACACUUACUCCAAAACUAGUGUCAGAAGAUAUUACUUUGUUACAAUCACUUUUACAUGAUGUUUUCCCUGAAGUUGAUUAUCAGCAAAAGUCAAUGGAAACUUUGCGCGAUGAAAUUAUUCGAAUUGCCACUGAAGAACACUUCUGCUGUUCAACAGAUGUUGGUGAAAAAGGAUCUCUAUGGAUGGAGAAAGUUCUGCAAGUCUACCAAAUAACAAAUCUCAAUCACGGUUUGAUGCUUGUUGGUUCUAGUGGUUCGGGAAAAUCAUCGGCAUGGAAAAUCUUACUCAAAUCAUUGGAGAAGUUAGAAAAUGUAGAAGGUGUCUCACAUGUUAUUGAUGCUAAAGCAAUGAGUAAAGAUGCACUUUAUGGUGUUCUGGAUCCCAAUACAAGAGAGUGGACUGAUGGACUCUUCACACAUAUUAUUAGAAAAAUUGUCGACAAUGUUCGCGGUGAAGCUAGCCGACGACAAUGGAUUAUUUUUGAUGGAGAUGUUGAUCCAGAAUGGGUCGAGAAUCUUAACUCCGUUCUUGACGACAAUAAACUUCUUACCUUACCAAACGGAGAACGUCUUGCUAUCCCACCAAAUGUCCGUAUAAUUUUCGAAGUGGCUGAUUUGAAAUAUGCAACUAUGGCUACUGUUUCGCGGUGUGGAAUGGUCUGGUUCAGUGAGGAUGUAGUUACUUCUGAUAUGCUUUUUGAACGUUAUCAUCUUCAACUUCGAAAUAUUCCUUUAUUUACUGAAAAUCCUUCAAAUUCAUUAAAACUUCAAGAAAUUUGUGCUGAUCUAUUAUUUGAUCAUAUGAAGGGAGGUGGGCUUAUUCCUCUUGCAUUGAACUUUACAAUCGAGCAACUCGACCAUAUAAUGUAUCCAUCAAAACAACGACUUUUAAUGUCAUUCUUCUCAAUGAUGAAUUUUUCAAUAAAACAAUUAUUGCAGUAUGAUGCCGAUCAUCCUGAUUUUCCACCAACCACUGAACAAAUUGAAAAUUUCAUUGGACGCUCGAUGCUUAUUAAUCUCAUUUGGUCAUUUAGCGGCGAUGGCAAUUGGAAAUCUCGGAAAGCAUUGAGUGACUUUGUUCGUAGCUCUACAACAAUUCAAUUACCUCAAAAUGAAUCGUUACCGCUGAUUGAUUUCUAUGUUCCUCCGACUGGUGAUUGGACGCCUUGGUCUGAUAAAGUCCCUCAAAUUGAAAUUCAAUCAGAUAAAAUUGUGGAUACUUCAACUGUUAUACCAACAAUGGACACUGUUCGCCAUGAAUCACUUUUAAAUACUUGGUUGAAUGAAAGGAAACCUCUUGUUUUGUGUGGUCCUCCUGGAUCUGGUAAAACAAUGACAUUACUUUCUGCACUUCGGUCGUUCCCUGAUAUGGAUGUAAUUAAUGUCAACUUUUCUUCUUCCACCACUCCUGAACUUCUUCUUAAAAACUUCGAUCAUUAUUGUGAAUAUCGCCGAACUCCAAAUGGUGUUGUUCUCUCACCUAUUCAAAUUACACGUUGGCUUGUUAUAUUCUGUGACGAAAUAAAUUUACCCCAACUUGAUAAAUAUGGUACACAACGAGUUAUUUCAUUUAUGCGACAGUUAGUUGAACAGAAUGGUUUCUACCGAACAAGUGACAAAUCUUGGGUCUCAUUGGAGCGUAUUCAGUUUGUUGGCGCAUGUAACCCACCAACCGAUCCUGGACGAAAUCCGCUUUCAUCAAGAUUUCUUCGACAUGUCCCAGUUAUUUAUGUUGACUAUCCUGGUGAAACGUCAUUGAUUCAAAUUUAUGGAACAUUUGCUCGUGCAAUGCUUCGACCAAUCACACAAUUACAUGGAAAAGAUGUUCCUCUAACAGAUGCGAUUGUGGAAUUUUAUCAGCGAAGCCAAGAACAUUUUACACAAGAUGAUCAACCACAUUAUGUUUAUUCUCCUCGUGAAUUGACACGUUGGGUACGAGGAAUCAAUGAAGCUAUUGCACCAAUGGAUAGUAUAACUACAAAUGAUUUAGUUCGUCUCUGGGCUCAUGAAGCACUUCGUCUUUUCCAAGAUCGACUUGUUUAUGAUGAAGAAAGAAAAUGGACUGAAGAUUUAGUUGAUGAAAUCGCUGGAAAAUACUUUGCUGGAUCGUGUGAUUUACGUGAAGCGCUUGAACGUCCAAUACUUUAUUCCUCUUGGCUUAAAAAGAAAUAUUCUCCCGUUUCACAAAAAGAACUCGCCGAUCACGUGGUUCAUCGUCUAAAGCAAUAUAAUGAAGAGGAAAUUGAUGUUGGUAUUGUUUUAUAUGAUCAAAUGCUUGACCAUCUUCUUCGAAUUGAUCGCGUAUUUCGUCAACCUCAAGGACAUUUGCUUUUAAUUGGCGUCUCCGGUUCUGGUAAAACAACACUUUCACGAUUUGUUGCUUGGAUGAAUGGUUAUUCUGUUGUGCAGCUCAAAGUUCAUUCGAAAUACAAGGGUUCCGAUUUUGAUGAAGAUGUCCGGCUAGUUUUGCGCAGAGCAGGUUGUAAAGGUGAACAAAUUUGCUUCAUUAUGGACGAGUCAAACAUGUUGGAAACUGGCUUUUUGGAACGACUUAAUACACUAUUAGCAAAUGGCGAAGUUCCUGGACUUUUUGAAGGCGAUGAUUACAACACACUCCUUAAUCAAAUCAAAGAAGGAGCUCAACGUCAAGGACAGAUGCCAGACUCGCCAGAGGAAUUAUAUAAAUGGUUUACCCAACAGAUUGUUCAAAACCUUCAUAUUGUCUUUACAAUGAACCCAUCUGGCGAUGGACUUCGUGCUCGUGCAUCAACAUCGCCUGCUCUAUUCAAUCGUUGUGUAUUAAAUUGGUUUGGAGACUGGUCAAAUGCGUCUUUGUAUCAAGUUGGCGAUCAACUUACUUCAAUGUUCGAAAUAGAUAAAACUGACUAUGUUCCGCCCGCUGCUAUGGAACAUUGUUGUGAUCGAUUACCUACUGAAAUUUAUUAUCGUGAUGCUGUUGUCAACUCUUUUGUUCAUAUUCACAACGAGGUUCAAAGGACGAAUGAUGUUGAGUCGCGUAAAGGUCAUCGUGUAAUGGCUGUGACACCUCGACAUUAUCUUGAUUUCAUUAAACACUUUACAACAUUGUUCAAAAGGAAACGUGAAGAAUUGACGGAGGAAAAAAUUCAUCUUGAAAAUGGUUUGAAAAAGAUUCAAGAAACUGAAAAAGAAGUUACCGAAUUAAAAUCUUCAUUGAGUCAGAAAAGUGAAGAAUUACGAACAAAACAAAAACAAGCUAAUGAAAAAUUGCAACAAAUGUUGGCUGAUCAAAGGGAAGCAGAAAAUGAGAAGAAAAAAUCCGAAACUUUACAAGAACAGAUUCGUAAUGAGAAGAAAAUGAUUGAAAUAAAGAAAGCUGAAGUGGAAAAAGAACUUGCUGAUGUAUUGCCUGCUGUUGAAGAGGCUAAAAGUGCUGUUUCGGGUAUAAAGAAACAACAACUUGUUGAGGUUCGUUCAAUGGCUUCACCACCUAAAGCUGUCCAACUUGCUGUGGAAGCUAUUUGUUUGUUACUUGGUGAGAAAGUUAGCAGCUGGAGAGACAUUCGUGGAAUUUUGGUCAAAGAAGAUUUUAUUCCAAGAAUUGUUCAAUUCAAUACAGAAGCAAUUACUCCAGAAAUUACAGAGAAAAUGAAACCAUUUGUUAAUAAUCCAGAUUGGGAGUAUGAAAAGGUUCUUCGUGCCAGUCAAGCAUGUGGUCCACUCGUAAAAUGGUCAAAAGCACAGCUUUCUUAUGCCAAAAUGUUAAACAAAGUGGAGCCGUUAAACAAUGAACUUUCACGUCUUCAACAAGAUGCGAGUCAAAAAGCGCAUGCGGGUGGAGAAGUUAAAAGGAAGAUUGAAGAAUUAGAGGAAAGAAUCCAAAAACUUAAGGAUGAAUAUGCCCAACUUAUAGCAGAAGCAGAAAACAUCAAGCAAAAUCUUGCUGCUGUGCAAAAGAAAGUUGAUAGAAGCACUCAACUACUUUCUUCACUUCGAGUAGAAUGUGACCGUUGGCAAGCUAGCCGUGAAGGAUUUAGUCAACAAAAUGCAACUCUUGUUGGUGAUGUUCUUCUUUCUGCUGCAUUCCUCUCUUACUCUGGCUAUUAUGACCAAUAUUUACGAGACAAAUUAUUCCAUAAAUGGAUGAACAUUUUGCAAACAGCCGAUGUUGUCUUUCGUCAUGAGCUUGCUCGUAUUGAAUACCUUUCAACUGCUGAUGAGCGACAACAAUGGUAUACAAAUGGAAUGCCAAAGGAUGAACUUUGCACAGAAAAUGCAAUAAUGCUUCAUAACUUUAACCGCUUCCCUCUUAUCAUUGAUCCAAAUGGACAAUCAAUUGAUUACAUUUGCAAGGAAUUUUCUUCCAACAAUAGAGAUCAAAAAAUAACUGUUCAAAAGACCAGUUUUAAUGAUAAUUCCUUCAGAAAAACACUUGAGUCAGCAUUACGUUUUGGAACUACAUUGUUAGUUCAGGAUGUUGAAUCUUAUGAUCCAAUUCUGAAUCCAGUCUUGAACAGAGAAGUCAAGAAAGCAAGUGGUCGUGUACUUAUCACAAUUGGAGAUCAAGACAUUGAUUUAUCACCUGCCUUCAAAAUAUUUCUUUUUACAAGAGAUUCUUCGGUUGAAUUUCCUUCUGAUGUUUGCUCUCGUGUCACUUUUGUCAACUUUACUAUUACUAAAACAAGUUUGGAGUUACAAUGUCUCAAUCAAGUGCUUCACAGUGAACGUCCUGAUAUUGAAGAGAAGCGAAAUAAUUUACUAAAAUUACAAGGAGAAUUUGCUGUUAAACUUAGGCAGUUGGAGAAGGCUUUGUUGAAUGCACUCAAUGAUUCAAAAGGAAAAAUUCUUGAUGAUGAUUCAGUUAUUGCAACGUUGGAAAAACUUAAAAAUGAAGCAAAGGAAGUACAAAAGAAGUCUUCUGAAACUGAUGAAGUCAUAAAAGAGGUUGAUCGUGUUUCUCAAGAAUACAACAAAUUGGCUACUGCUUGUUCCUACAUUUACAUGAUGUUACAUCAAUUGGAAGAAAUUCAUCUUCUUUACAAUUAUUCACUCGAUUUUCUUUUGGAUAUAUUCACAAAUGCAUUGAAAUCGCCGCGUUUGUCUGGAGUAAAAGAUCAUCAUACAAGACUUUCAAUUAUUCUUCAAGAUUUGUUUUCGUUGACAUAUUCACGCGUCUCUCAUGGCAUGAUGCACAUUGAUAAAAUUUUGUUGGCACUUCUUUUGUUACGAAUUUAUUUGCGUUGUACCAGCUCAAACAAAUUUGAAGAAGAAUUUGAUUAUUUGCUUCUUUAUUCUUCCAAGCUACAGCUUAAAAGUGCAACAAAUCAAAAUUUAAAACAAAUUGUCAUUCCACCAUUAAAUGAGCACCAAAUUGCUUCUCUUAUUUCACUUUCAAGAUUGCCUGCAUUUAAGGAAUGUAUUGAUAAAUUUAAAACAUCUGUUACAACUGAGGAUUUGACUGAAUGGCUUAGAUCUGAUCAACCAGAAAAUUCUGUUCCUGAAAUAUGGACAACUAAAGAGCUUGGAAAUCCAAUUACAAAAGCUCUAAACGAAUUUAUUGUUAUUUACACGUUGAGGCCAGAUCGAUUACUUGCUUCUGCACAUUUGCUUAUUUGUGCAACUUUUGGUAAUGAAUUUAUGCUUCAAGAUAAAGUACUAAAUCUUCGAGAAGUUAUCGAACAUGAGAUUAAAAGCAAAGUUCCUGUACUUUUAUGUUCGGCUGUUGGUUAUGAUGUUUCUGGACGCGUAGAAGAUUUGGCUGUAGAAAUGAAUAAUAAAGAUAUGAUUUCAAUUGCAAUUGGGUCUUCUGAAGGAUUUGAUCAAGCUGACAAAGCACUUGAUUCUUCUAGUAGAAAUGGACGUUGGAUGUUACUGAAAAAUGUUCAUUUGGCAACUGAUUGGCUUACACAUUUGGAAAAGAAGUUGCAUAAUUUGAAGCCUCAUAAUAAUUUCCGAUUAUUCUUAACUGCUGAAAUUAACUCCAAAUUACCUGUUUCAAUGAUUCAGGCUUCUCGUGUUCUAGUAUUUGAGCCUUCUACCGGUCUAAAAGCGAACUUAUUGCGCUCAAUUUCGUCAAUAUCUCCUCAGAAAAUUGCGAAAAAUCCUGCUGAACGUUCAAGACUUUACUUUUUGUUGUGUUGGUUCCAUGCAAUAGUUCAAGAACGUUUGAGAUAUCAACCACUUGGAUGGGCAAAUUCAUAUGAAUUCUCAGAUGCAGAUCUUCGUGUUGCUUGUGAUACUUUGGAUCAAUCGGUCGACGAAAUUGCUCAAGGACGAAGUAAUGUCAAACCAUCAAAACUUCCUUGGUUGGCUUUACGUUCAUUGUUGUCACAAUGUAUUUAUGGUGGAAAAAUUGAUAAUCGAUUUGAUCAGAAUUUGCUGGAAACUUUCCUAAAUAAAUUAUUCACUCAAUGUCUCUUUGACUCCAAUUUUGUAUUAAUCGAAGAUAUUGAUGGAAAUUCUACUCCAUUAGUUGUACCAGAUGAAACUUCAACAAAGGAUAGUUUAAUCAAUUGGGUUCAUCAAAUAAAAGCAGCUCAAAUGCCGAGUUGGAUUGGUCUUCCAAAUAAUGCAGAAAAAGUUCUUUUAACAGAACGAGGUCAAGAAUUGCUUCGUAAAAUGCUUAAAAUGUCAGAUGAUGAGCUUGCUUAUGACGAAAUUGAUAGCUCCUUACAAAAUAAAGUAGCGCCUUCUUGGAUGGUUGUUCUUAAAGAACAUUGUCAAGCUUGGUUGGCAGAAUUUCCAAAGGAGAUUUGCAAAUUGCGUCGCACAAAAGAAAAUGUUAAGGAUCCAAUUUUCCGGUUCUUUGAGCGUGAAAUUAAUUUGGGCUCUCGUUUGCUUAAUGAGAUUCGUAAAGAUUUAAUUGAAUUGCUUGAAAUAUGUGAUGGCAAACACAAACAGAACAAUCACACUCGUGAAUUAAUUGCUGCACUUGUAAAAAGCAAACAGGUGCCCCAAAGCUGGAAACAAUAUACAACUCCUCGUGAUGCACAUGAAUGGAUGAAUGAUUUGAAAGAACGUGUUAAACAAUUGGAUCGACUUUCCCGUUCUAACAAUUUGAAAGCGGAAAGUAUUUGGCUUGGAGGAAUGUUUUUCCCUGAAGCUUACAUCACUGCAACACGACAAUUUGUAGCACAAACUAAUGGAUGGUCGUUAGAACAGUUAAAUAUGCAUGUUCGUGCGGUUGGGAAAGGUGUUGAACAACAAAAACAACAGCAAGGGCCAACAAGUUUCUCACUUACAGGCCUCCGAGCAGUUGGAAUUAAUUGUGAAUCCCCAAACAAAAUAAAGUUGACAGAUUCUAUUCACUCAGAAGUUGACAAACUUCAAUUUGUUUGGACAUUGGAGAAGCAAAAGGAGAAGGAAGUUGUUUCUGUUCCGGUUUAUUUGUAUUCAAAUCGUGCACAGUUCCUUUUUGAAUUAUUUUUUGUUCCCGUUAAUUUUGAUAAGGCAUUGCUUAGUCAGCGCGGAGUGGCGCUCUUGACAAAUUCAUCAUUUUAA